AUGAUUCGUACUGGCUUGGUGACUGGUGCUGCUCAAGGAAUAGGAUGUGCAAUUGCUCUUCGUCUUGCUAAAGAUGGUCUCAAUGUUGCUGUUAAUGAUAUAGAAGCUAAUUCCUCUGAACUUCAAAAAGUUCAACAAGAAAUCGAACAAAUUGGUCGAAAAUCAAUCUCUAUUAUUGCUGAUGUUUCUAUAAGUGAAUCGGUUGAAAAAAUGAUGCAAGAAGUUGCGCAAAAAUUAGGAAGUUUAGAUGUAGUAGUCGCAAAUGCAGGAAUUUGUAAUGCGAAAUUGCUCUUAGAUACAACUGUAGAAGAUUGGGAUAGACUUUUUGCAGUAAACAUGCGUGGUGUAUUUCUUUGUUACAAAGAAGCAGCUAAAAUCAUGAUUAAACAAGGUACAGGAGGAAAAAUCAUUGGUGCUUGCAGUAAUGCUGGAUAUAGACCAACUCCAACGAUCGGUGCUUAUUCUGCUACAAAGUGGGGUGUACGAGGUUUAACACAAGCUGCUGCUAUAGAAUGGGCUCCAUAUAAUAUUACAGUCAAUGCUUAUUGUCCAGGUAUACUUUUACAGCUUUUAAAUAUUAAAUCUAAGAAAUUUUAUCAGGCAUCAUUAUGA
Messenger RNA from Rotaria sp. Silwood1, 612 nucleotides. Lineage: Eukaryota; Metazoa; Rotifera; Eurotatoria; Philodinida; Philodinidae. The record is from the annotation of a GenBank genome assembly.